This is a messenger RNA of Zerene cesonia (dogface butterfly), 4580 nucleotides long. RefSeq names its product calmodulin-A-like. Gene Ontology annotation, cellular component: myosin II complex. Lineage: Eukaryota; Metazoa; Arthropoda; Insecta; Lepidoptera; Pieridae. The record is from RefSeq and is a predicted model, not a curated record. The transcript has 6 exons. Gene Ontology annotation, molecular function: calcium ion binding; enzyme regulator activity. The coding region runs from base 424 to 960 and encodes 178 amino acids.
UGUCAUUGUAGAUACGCGCGUGUCACUAGCGCACUUUAAUGGCCGAUAUUAAAAAGUAAUCAUUAAAAGUAAACUGUCAAACGAAAGUGCUCUUCAUAUAAGUGGCGGGAAAAUAAUUAUGAAGCGAAACUGAAUUUAAAAGUGCCUUUCGGUGCAGAGAAGUAAUUAAAAACUCAACAAAGCGUAAAAUUGUGAAAAGCUGUUCUCGAUUUGCUGACAUUUGGAAACAUGUUCGCGUUUUUUUGUCGCACGUUUGAAUUUGGAAUGGAAAUAAAAAGCAUAUCUGUUGCAAUAUAGGCAAAGGAAAGAUCUAAACAGCCAAGUUUCUAGUGGAUAUUGGAAAAAGUUUUCUCGAUAUAAGUUUGGAGCCGGUAAAAAUUGUUGAGUCGAAUAACUGUUCAACUAUUGGUAUUCACUUAAAAUAUGGCGAAGAGAGAUGAGAUUUAUACUAAAGAAUACAGGAGGAUACGCCGAUUAACGUCUGAUUUUGCUACAAGACAAUUUUCCUCAGAAUAUGGCCUUACAGAAGAACAAGUUGCAGAAUUUAAAGAAGCGUUCAUGUUAUUCGACAAAGAUGAAGAUGGUACGAUCACAAUGGCCGAACUCGGUGUUGUCAUGCGAUCCUUGGGACAGAGACCUACAGAGACUGAAUUACGAGAUAUGGUUAAAGAAGUGGACCAGGAUGGUAACGGAACGAUUGAAUUCAAUGAAUUUCUGCAGAUGAUGUCCAAAAAGAUGAGGGGGGCUGAUGGUGAAGAUGAGCUUAGAGAAGCCUUCAGAGUAUUCGAUAAGAACAACGAUGGUCUGAUAUCGUCUGUGGAGCUGCGUCACGUGAUGACCAACCUCGGGGAGCGGCUGAGUGAGGAAGAAGUGGACGACAUGAUUCGCGAAGCCGACUUGGACGGUGACGGCAUGGUCAAUUACGAUGAAUUUGUGACAAUAUUGACGUCGAAAAACUAGUAUGCAGAGCACAAACCCAAGCGAGAUCGUCCCCCGCCACCACGCUCGCACCCCCACAGGGAAUUGACUGAGCUCGGGGGGAAAGAAACUCUUAUAUAGUUGCCUCGCAACGGACUUAGUGAUGUGUUUUAUAAUGCUUUGCAGUGUGUUGAUUGGUCGAAGUGGUUUCUACUGUACCAGGUUAUGUUUUGUCAGCGAAGUGAUGUUACGCGUGAGACGAUAUGAAACAAUAUUUUGGUAAGGGUGUUUCGCGGUGUGAUUGACAAUGAUAUGGAUUUAAAACGACGACUGUUUAUCCUCGUUAUCUGUAUUCAAACUCUGUUAAAUACAAUGCGUUAUAUUUCUGAAGAUAAGUAUAUGAUUUUGUUUGAAAAAUAAUCGCCUAUCGAUAAAUAAUAGCAAGCAAUUCUUGUUAUUAAUAACAAUAAAUUUGCAGCGUAUAAUUUAAAAGGGGUAUAUUAUUUCGUUAUUAUACGUCUUCAAGCUUCACAAUUAAUAUAUUUCUGUUUAAGGAGAGCGGCAACAUUGUCUAGAAAAUAUUUUGACCAAUCUGUAAAGUAGAUGUGUGUUCGUAUAAAUGUAAUGUACAAUUGGUUCCAAAAUUAGGAUGCAGCAAAAAGCAGUCUAUCCGUCUGCUAAUUUUAAGCUGUACUUAAUACUCAAUUUUUGUAUUACAUUACAAUCCAGAACGUUCUUUUUUAUUUAAACAUUGUUUUUCCUAACCUUUUACACAUUUCAAUUAAGCGUUGUUUUGUGAGUGGAUGUGUUGAUUCCUAAAACUAUUAAAAAUAGAAUCAAAUAGAUAUUAUACGACUUACAACAUAUACCAUUAUCCAUACCUACAGGAAUUUUUUAUCUGAAGUAAAAAUAAUGAAAGUAAGUCCUAAUCGUAUUCGUUUUUGUCUUGUUAAUUGAUUAAUUCACACAAAAUCUCGUGUUAAACUAGAACAAUGAUUGACUAUAUUAGGGUGAUAUUUCAUGAGUUUGAUUUAAUAAAGAAGAGAAAUGAAAUUCCUCAUAAAAGACAAUGAUAUUUGCUGCCAAUUGUACAUCAUAACUUGCUUGAUCUGUGUGUACGCGAUAUAAUAAUACUAUAGAAAUAACAAAGUGUUCAAAUAUUUCGAAGAUGAAUUAAAUAUAAGCGUUAUUGUAAAAUCAUUUACGGUUUCAUAAGGUGUAUAAUUUACUAUAUGCUAUGUCUACUUGUCUAGUUUUCGUUCCAUUUAUUUGCCAUCUUGUAUUCAUUAAAAUAAAACGCUUAACUAUCAUAGAGAUCGUUGAAUAUUGGUUAAAAAUGUAAUGUGUUUUGACGUAUAAAUCUUUGAAUUAUACGUUGACUUUCCUGAUUUUUUUUUUUGUUGUUUUCUAUAGACUGUAUGUACAUAAUAUAUCUAUUAACUAAAUGUCUAUAUGAGAGAGCUGCUUAUAAAAAUUACUUUUUAAUUCCUUCAUCGGUUUACAUUCUUUAUACUGUACUAAAAUUACUCAUAUUUAUUCUCUAAUAUAUAAUAUCACACAAAGGUUUAUUUUUGAAUUCUGUAUGUGAGCAAAAACAAUAAUUUACCAUUAUUAAUGUUAAGUUUGCGAAGCGUUGCUGUAAAAAGCUAGUUUUCUAACAAUUGUUACAAGUCUGGAUUCAGGAUACUUUACCAUACCUAAAUGUUUAACAUAGCUAGCUGUAAAUGACAUGGUCUAGAAUCUAGAUAGUUGUAAUCUAUCCUGAACCCAGGUCCAGAUAUUAAUGUUGAAUGUAAAAUAUACAUUUAGAUAAUGUCAAAUGAUGAAUGAUUUGUAUACUUUACUUUUCUUGAAACCUAUAAAAUGUUUUAGAAAAAAAGCUUUUGUAAAUCAAAUUUAAAGAAAAAGUAGCGAACGUACAUAUUAGAAAAUGUUAAAGUAUUGAAGAUAUCUGAGCAAUGUAUUUAAGUACACUUGUACGUUUUAUAAAUACUUAAGACUACCAAAACGAUAUGUUAUUAGUAGUAUAUUAUUACUACUUACAAAGGUUACUUGCAGAUUUCUACUUGGUAUAUUUUUUAACACGUUAUUGAUAAAAAUUACCACAACACACUUUCAGUUUUCAAACGCAGAGACGUUAGAAAUUAAUAAAGAAAGUUAAAUUCAUAUUUAGUAUAAAAAUUCAAUACAUCAAUGAAAACCUGUAUCAUAUUUCGUCAAAAUCAUUAAUAUUCUUACUCUAUAUGGAAAUGUUUCAAGUCUAUAACCACAAUAUUCUCUCUAUCUUAUUAUUUAUUUGAAUUAUAAACGACUUUAAGAAACGUCUAGUAUACAAAUUAAUUGCUAAUUUUUUAGCGAAAUCAUUUAAUGAAGAAGUACUAUAGCAAUGUAUAAAUAAUAACAUAAUUCAAAUUUAUAACCGAAAAAGUUGAAGUAGUUCAUGGUUGUGUAUUUUAUUCAUGAAGGAAAAUUAGACGAUCAUGAUAUCGAUGUUUUAAAAGGCGUUAAAUGUGGUGUUGUAUAUUUUAAUAAUUCUGGGAAGAUGAGACCUUUCAAAUUUAACAAUUCUAUAUCGUAUUUCAUACUGAUUAGGGGAGAUAUUGCUGUGCUGUUUUUAAUAUGGUUGCCUAUUGUUCAUACUUGCUAUAAGAGUACUGAAUAGUACAAGGCAACGACAAUGUUAUAUGCAUAAAGAUAAUUUUAAUUUGAGAACGUUUAAUAAUAAGCAGUUAGUAAGCAAUAGAGCAGCCGCAACAACUGAAAAAACAUUCAGAAAAAACAACAUUUCUAAAAAGAUAACCAUACAUUUUUAAGAGGUACCGUUGCUUCCCUAGAAUUAUAUCAAUAUAUAUUUUGUAUAAUCCAACGAUAUUAAAGAUUUUUAGUUAGUCUUCCAUAAUUGAAGGUUGACUGAAGAGGGGAGGUAAAAAGUUCAUUAAGGUUUUAAUGCGAAAGAUUAUAUAGGUUUAGAUUUAGUGCUGAGUGCAAGGCAUUGAUAUAAAAAGCCCUAGAUUUACAAACAUGCAAAUUCCUUAACCGUUAAUGAGAAAAAAUUAUUAAACUAGAUUUUACAAGUGAUUAAUGAAAGACUAGUCUUUCAACUGGCUGAUUGUGAAGCUAGGGUUUGUUAAUGAAUGUUAUAAUAAGUAAUUUUAACAAUUUUACAUGAAAAGGGUAACUUUAUGAAGAGAGAAUAAUGUUAUUCAAAAUACAAAUUAAUAAAUGGCAUGUGUGACUCUUUGCUGUGUGUGUCAGAGAGAAUUGUAUCCUUUCAGACAUCGUCACGCUUUAUCUAACACAUUUAUAAGCACUGUUUUCAUAUUUGAGUCGAAUAUCCAGACACAUUCAACUAUAUGUCACUUUAAAAAUUAUAUGGUUGGAGUCGGACGGUGCAAUCUGUCGUGUAGGCUUCAAGGUGACUUAAUUUUAAGUCAUUGUCACAAAAUGCCCCGCGGUCACAGUGUGGAGCAUUUUAAUACUAAAACAUUUAAAAUAAGCACCACGUACUGAAUAAAGAAAGAAUAAUUAUGUACAUAACGAACAAAUCGAGUCCUCACUGUUAUGGAUAACAUUUAAAAACAAAAUCAUUGAUUGAAUCCACCUUCGCCUUUGCCAAAAGUCGUGGAAUAAAGUUUUGUGAUGGGAACUACCUAAAAGAGCAA